UGGAUAUAUAUCUGCACACUAGGUGACCAUUUCUCCUAUUGAAUACUCUAACGUCGAUAAAAAGAUGGCUAUCGUUUCUAAGGUAGGCAUAAUAUUUCCUCUGGGAUGGCAGGAAUAUACGGCGAUCGCUUGUGUUGUGCUGAUUUUGGUCUUCUCUAUAUUACUGUGCUGCGAAAUCAAGCAUAGUGUGAUAAUCGGGUUGAUCAUGACAGGAAUAAUGAUUGGACUGUGCUCUGCGAUUAUUUAUCAUCUGUGUUGCAAAAAGUCUUUAACAAACUGUUAUUUUUUAUUGGGCUUCAUUAUUCUGGAAGACCUGCUUACAUUCAUACUUUGCAUAUUAACGAGAAGAUUUAAGCGAGCAGUGUUCAUAGUUUUCAUACUUUUGUCGGUGGCUUUUGUGAUAACUGGAGGGCUUUUAUUAUUUUUCGUGGGAGAUGAUGAACUAUGGGUUUCGCUGGCCGGUGGCUUUUUCAACACUGCUAUAGAUGUGGCGGCACUGUGUCUUGUCAGCUCCUUGAAAUUUGUUAAAUAGCACUUGACUCACUUGUAUUAUGUCAAGCAAUUUCCACCGUAAUGCGUGUCUUGUACAAACAAGCACCUGCCACUUUGUUAAGACAGUUGAUGAUUCCUAUUUUCAGUUUUUGAAAUCAAUUAAUUUUUGUGCACUAGAACUUUCGCUUAACCUGGUGUACAACAAUUUCUUUAGACGGUAAAGAUAAGUGUUUUACAAGGUUGUGUUAACUUUGUGUUCGAGAGGAUUUCUGUCCUUGUUGAUGUUUCUCAUUAUUAGAAUUCGUUGUGUUCUGAAAGAGAAACCAUUGCAAGUGUAUGUAAUGAAGUCUGGAAAGAAACAAUCUCGAAUUCAG
This is a messenger RNA of Trichobilharzia regenti, 866 nucleotides long. Lineage: Eukaryota; Metazoa; Platyhelminthes; Trematoda; Strigeidida; Schistosomatidae. The record is from the annotation of a GenBank genome assembly.